AUGGGUCACCGGGUUCGCGAAAUAAGAAGCCACUUCCGCCACUCUCGGGAACCUAGAGCUCAUUCGGCCGCGUCUCUGGACGCAGACUGCACGCGCGGUCUCCAGCCCGAUUCCUCCCGGGUCAAUCUGCAUACGCAGAGGCGACCAUGGCAGUCACCGUCUAGGCCCCGCCGCCGCCUCGGCCUCCGAGGGACCCGUGGGAGCAGCCCAGCCUCCGUGCGGCAGCUUCCGGCGGGACGCCCCGCCCCCGGACUCUGGUCCCGCCCGGAGCCCGAGGGGAGUGGGGGAUGGGUGCUAGAGCGCUCUUAUCCAUCUCUUCCUCCAACUCGAGCAGUGGCUGUUGAGCGGAACCCCACGCAAAACGAUGGACCCACCCACGGACCGUGGACCCCCAGUAGGAGCGACUCCCGUGGGCGUGACCCUAAUCCUGCUGGUGGUGCAGCGCGCCCACGCGGGACCCCAAGAACUUGGGAUCGCCUCCGGCCCGGGCCCCAGCCGCAACGGACGGACACCGCUGGGCCCCUCCUGAUCCUGGGGCUGGCGUGGGUCCCGGUCCCGUCCCGGCAGCACUCCUGCCCCCGGGGAGCCCGCCGGGCGUGGGGCGCUGCGGCCGGCGGCUUCUGGAACCCCAGGAGUAGGAGCGCCCCCGGGUCGGGCUCUGGCCUCGAGGGCCGGCCUGCGGUUGUCACCAGAAGGCACUGGCGGCAGGGAAGAGAGAGUAGGAUCUGUGGCCGAGUUGUGGCCUCAGGGCUUCACCUGAAAAAUGGGUACAGGUGGUUAAGCCAACCUUCAAAGGCCGGUAUAAAUGGAAGUGACUAGGAAGCCUCUCCUAGGACCGCUGGUGCCUCUUCCUCCGUCAGACCUCCUUCCCCCCAGGCCCCAUCCCAUGUCAGAGAGCAGCAGAGCCAGGAGGGCUGAAGAAAAACAGCUUUUUAUUUCUGUGGAUCUAAGAAUGGAUUACAGAUUCCAAGGUUAAAAAACAGACAAAGGGUCUUUAUUUCUGAGAAUUGGUGUAGAAAAGGCAGGGAUGUGGGGGAAGGGAAGGAAGAGUGAGCACCAGGAACUGGGAUUGCCCGAGCCCACAGGCCUCUAACUCCAAUUAAGUAGGGACAUUGGA
Phascolarctos cinereus (koala) is the source of this 1117-nucleotide messenger RNA. RefSeq lists its product as uncharacterized. The record is from RefSeq and is a predicted model, not a curated record. NCBI's taxonomy places the organism in Eukaryota, Metazoa, Chordata, Mammalia, Diprotodontia, Phascolarctidae.